Molecule: messenger RNA, 2139 nt
Organism: Diplodia corticola
Lineage: Eukaryota; Fungi; Ascomycota; Dothideomycetes; Botryosphaeriales; Botryosphaeriaceae
Product: cytoplasmic dynein 1 intermediate chain 2
Exons: 3
Coding region: 1-2139 (712 amino acids)
Biological process (GO): transport along microtubule
Cellular component (GO): cytoplasmic dynein complex
Molecular function (GO): dynein light chain binding; dynein heavy chain binding
Source: RefSeq, a predicted model, not a curated record
AUGUCCGACCACUCGGCUGCCACCAUGCAGCAGCGGCGCGACGAGAUCCUGGCCAAGAAGGCGAAGCUGGCCGAGCUCAAGCGCCAGCGCGAGAUGCGCCAGAAGGAGUUCACCGCCAGCCGCCAGAGCAUGUCCGACGCGUCCGAUCUAGUGUCGCCCACCCCGAGCCGAGCUGACAGCAGACGCGAGCUAGACAACCUGAUCCAGAGCCUAGUCGAGGGCCGUCCUGGCUCCGGUGGCCCCAGGGACCCUUCGUCGCCCGCCGGCGGCAGGGGCAGCAGGCCGACCUCGGUCGUCAGCGCCGGCCAGCUGUCCAGCAUCGCCGGCGAGACCUUCGACAGCACGAGCUCGCCCCCGGCCUCCACUCCGACGACCACCACCGUCCCGCAGAUGCUGACCAUUGCCCCGCUCACCACCGUCUACGAGUCCCCCUCGACCCCGAAGCCUGAGAUCAUCACCUACAGCAAAGGUGUGCAGACCACAGAGCCAUGGACCCCUCCUCAGCGGCGCACGUCGGUGGCCUCCACAUCCGAACCAGAGCCGGACGGCCCCGACUGGUCCCCGUCCAAGGCAAAGAGAGCAAGCAAGCGCAUGAGCAGGAUGGAGCGCCAAAGGGACGAGGAGCUGCGUCAAAAUCUGAGGAAGGAAAUCGAGGAGGAGCUGAAGGCUCUGCAGAACGAGGGUGCUGUUGACGACGACGCGGCGGAGCCAAAAUUCCCCGCCCGGGCACUGAACGACGAGGAGCUCAACGCCGUGACCUCUUCGGACGAUUUCUUGGAUUUCGUUGAGCGGUCCAGCAAAGUCAUCGAGCGAGCGCUAGACGAGGAGUACGACCUCCUCGUAGACUACGCGCUGGCCGGGGUUGAGGAGGUGGAUGACGAUGACGAUGGCUUCGGCACGGCAAAGGGCAAGAAGGGGCGGCGGGUACGCGAGAUCACACAAUUCUACGACGAGCGGUGGAGCAAGAAGCGUAUGAUCAGUGACCUCAGCUUCUCGCAAAAGUUCCCGGAGCUGGUGCUGGCUUCCUACACGAAGAACCCGUCGGCACCGCAUGAUCCCGAUGGCCUCAUCCAAGUCUGGAAUAUGCACAUGCACGACCGUCCCGAAUACAUUUUCCACGCCCAGUCCGAUAUCCUCACUGCUCAGUUCUCGCCCUUCCAUCCCAACCUCAUCAUUGGCGGUGCAUACAGCGGCCAGGUCCUUCUUUGGGACACGCGUGCCAAGUCACAGCCCGUGCAGAAGACACCCCUCACCGGCUCCGGCCACACACAUCCGGUUUAUGCCAUUGACAUUGUUGGAACGCAAAACGCCAACAACAUCAUCUCGUGCUCCACCGACGGUGUGGUUUGCGGCUGGACGGUUGACAUGCUUUCCCAACCGCAGGAAUUCCUGGAGCUCAUUUCGCCGCCUCCCGCGAAGACGGAGGACAUGGCACCUACGUGCAUUGCCUUCCCGCAAGCUGAUCCCACUUAUUUCCUUGCCGGGACCGAAGAAGGCUCCAUCUAUCCCUGCCACCGCUACGACCGCGCAGGCGCCAAGGCAGGCGUCGAUACCCGUGUAGCGUAUCGGGGCCACGCCGCCCCUGUCAUGUCGCUGGACUUCCACCCAGCCCGUGGUCCGAUCGAUCUGGGCGACCUUGUUCUGUCGUCUAGUGUCGACUGGACCGUCAAGCUGUGGAAGGUGCGCCCGCCGGCGGCUACGGCCACUGUGGCGUCGAGCGGUCCUGGUAGCGCCCCGCAGGCGCAAGCACCGUUGUACGAGUUCGUACGCGAGGAUCUCGUCUAUGACGCGCGCUGGUCGCCCGUCAAACCCGGUGUCUUCGCUUUGGUCGAUGGCGCCGGCAGUCUCGAGAUCUGGGACGUCAACAUCGAUGUCGAGGUGCCCGUUGCCAAGACGUCUCCAAGCGACAAGCGUGGUGUCAACUUCAUGGCCCGCAGUCUGAACAGGGUCUCAUGGGAGAAGAACGAGGGCAAGCGCCUUGCUACCGGCGGUCUUGACGGCGUCGUCACCGUCUUCGAGGUGGGUGCUGAGCUGGGAGGGCAAGACAACCUGAGGCAGGAAGAGUGGACCGGUGUGAAGAAAUUCGUGCAGAGGCUGGACACGGCAGGUGGCGUUGUAACGAACGGAACUGGCAAGUAA